UGUCCCGUCUGUCAGGUUGUGAAUUAGCGGCAGAAUUAAUUAAUGAUGUUCGCUAUCGUGAAAAGACAGGGUCAGGUGGAUCAUUCUUAGUGUUUAUCAAACAACGAAAACUCAAGAUGACUUACUGGCGGACCAGUCAAUUUUGAAAGGUUCCGAAGUUUCUCGAUUAAACGACCUGCACAGUUUUCACAGAGGUCGAAAUGAACGCCACGAAUGACUCUGCAACGAAUAUCACUGGUAAAUUACACACCAAAUGCGCAAUUGAAAGCGCAAGCAACACCACUAAAACUCUGGUGAUCAUGGGGUUUGCCUUAGUGCUCUUCUCUUCUCUUUUUGGCAAUUCUCUCUUGAUUCGAGUUGUAUACGGUGACAAAGAAUCGAGGCGGAAAUUUCCUUUCAACUUUUUAAUAAUCAACAUGGCGAUUGCAGAUAUCAUGAAUGCUUCAUCGGCUUCUCUAGUGUUUAUGUCGUUUUUGACGGUUGGACGACUCUGGAUUUCGGGCAUCGUUGGACAGCUAACUUGCAAGAUAACAUACUUUGCUGUGGGGUUCUCCGUAGCAGCCUCCAUUUUGACCGUUGUCGUGAUGGGAUUAGACCGCUUCAUGGCAGCACACGCGACUAUAAGGCCACUGUCGAAGAAAGGUAUUCAAUACGCCAUGGCGCUGAUCUGGGUUCUAGCGGGACUAUUUUGUAUCCCGUAUUUGUACAUUUUUAGAAUUGAACAGGGCACAGAUGGGAAAUGUCAUUGCAUUAGGAAAUGGAGUAAAAACCCACAGAAGCACCUUAUGAUCUUGGGGAUCGAAGAGAUGGCAAAGUUUGUCGUCUUUUACCUCCUUCCCUUAGUUCUUAUGGUAUUUUAUUAUACUAUUAUUACAUACAGAAUUUAUCGACGAAGUGAACUGCCUGUGGGGAAAAAUACUCGUUCAAAAAUUGUUCAGCAGAACCAACGUGUUGUACGCAUGAUCAUUGCAAUAGUUGCAAUUUUUGCAAUCUGCUGGUUACCUGUCCAUGUCAACCAUUUGCUAAGAUCGUUCGACCCAGACAGUUAUUGUCGUCUCCCUGCCUUCCUUCCGUUGUCUUUCUUUUGGUUGGCUCAUGUCAACUGCGCCAUAAAUCCGUGGGUAUGGUUUAUGUAUAGUCGGCAUUUUCGAGAAUUACUAAGAAAGGCAACUAUUCAAUGUGUUGCAAAUUUCUGGAAUGAUAGAAGUGAACAAAUACCGCUGACAAAACGAACGACGAUAAAGCAGUUAGAAAAUCUGGGGGCCGCCGAAAAUGGUGGUACAUGGUAAAACUUGUGCUGUGCAUAUAUAUCUGAUCGUAAUAGCACGUUUUUCUGUUGCUUCGUUUUUUCUUUUGCUUCAGCGAACAGCUAGAGCUGAUUGUAGGUCGCUGAAAAGCCCAAAUGAAUCGACAAUUCGUUUU
Molecule: messenger RNA, 1422 nt
Organism: Pocillopora damicornis (cauliflower coral)
Lineage: Eukaryota; Metazoa; Cnidaria; Anthozoa; Scleractinia; Pocilloporidae
Product: tachykinin-like peptides receptor 86C
Biological process (GO): G protein-coupled receptor signaling pathway
Cellular component (GO): plasma membrane
Molecular function (GO): G protein-coupled receptor activity
Source: RefSeq, a predicted model, not a curated record